Vigna unguiculata (cowpea) is the source of this 1778-nucleotide messenger RNA. It is a transcript of the gene HKL3, whose product is annotated as hexokinase-like 3. Gene Ontology annotation, molecular function: hexokinase activity; D-glucose binding; ATP binding. Gene Ontology annotation, biological process: carbohydrate metabolic process; intracellular glucose homeostasis. Lineage: Eukaryota; Viridiplantae; Streptophyta; Magnoliopsida; Fabales; Fabaceae. The record is from RefSeq and is a predicted model, not a curated record. Gene Ontology annotation, cellular component: cytosol; mitochondrion.
CUGGAUUAACGGAUUUCAGUUAUUUGGGUUUUUUUUGGGGGGAGAAAUGAAUAGAGAAGAAUUUAAGAAAAGCGUUUUAUUGAUUUUUGGAGAUCUUGAUCUGAAAAUAUCGGUGUUGGAGGAUGAGGAUGAGGAAGAAUGUGGUGGUGUUGGUGAGCACAAGUAUCGCGGUGGUGGUGGUAGGGGCAUUGAUCAGAAAAUGGAAGCAAUGGAAAGAACAACAAUUGAGACACGUGAAACAAAUAAUAAGGAAGUUUGCUAGGGAAAGUGCCACCCCAUUAUCGAAGCUUUGGCAAGUAGCUGAUGAUAUGGUGUCCAGCAUGAAAAUCUCUCUUGCUAGUUCCGAUGAAUCCCCCACUCUCAACAUGGUCGUUUCCAACGUUGCAUCGCUGCCACUUGGAGAUGAAGAAGGAUUCUUUUAUGGGGUUAGUUUGUAUGGAAGGAAUUUGUUGAUGUUGUGUGCGCGACUGGGAGGAAAGAAGAAGCCUAUCUCUGCCUUACAGAGACAAGAUAUUUCCAUCCCUGAUGCUGUCUUGGCUGGUCCUUCUCUGGAAAUCACUGAUUACAUAGCUACAGAGAUAGCUAAGUUCGUUUCGAUGCAUCCUGAGAUUGAGAUUGAGGAUAGUGAACCCGUCGAAAACAAGAAAUUCGGCUUCACCUUGUCAUAUCCAGUUCAUCAAGCUAUGCCUUUCUCUGACACAGCAUCACAACACAAAAACGCAAACAACCCAGUUCGCCAGGGAAUGGUGAAGGACCUAAAUCGAGCGUUGGCGACCCAUGGAAUGACAAUGCCCGUUGUUUCACUGGUUGAUGAAACUAUUGGAGGCUUGGCCGGUGGAAGAUACUAUAACAGGGAGAGCGUGGCUGCAGUUACCCUUGGCACCACCACAAAUGCUGCUUAUGUGGAACCAGCAGAGGAAGUUGCCAGCGAUUCCGCACAGUUUCCCAAUUCAAGUGAACUGGUGAUUAGCAUGGAGUGGGGAAACUUCAAUUCCCUUCGUCUCCCUUUAACAUCGUAUGAUGCCAGUGUAGAUGCUGAAAGCUCAAAUCCUGGUAGCCAGGUUUUCGAAAAGCUUAUUUCAGGAAAGUAUUUGGGAGAAGUUGUGAGACAUGUCUUGUUGAAGUUGGCCAAGGAAACAGCCUUGUUUGGAAGCACAGUGCCUCCCAAGUUAAUGAUUCCCUACUUAAUCAGGCCCUCUGAUAUGGCUGCCAUGCAUCAAGAUACGUCGGAGGAUCGUGAAAUAGUGGGUGAGAAACUUGGAGAGAUUUUCGAGAUCCAUAAUUGUUGUCCAAUGGCACGGGAAGCGGUGGCUGAGGUGUGUGACAUAGUAGCAGAGAGGGGUGCACGAUUAGCGGGGGCAGGAAUUGUGGGAAUAAUUAAGAAGCUCGGAAGAAUUAAGGAUAGAAAGAGUGUGGUGACGGUGGAAGGUGAGCUUUAUGAGCACUAUCGCAUUUUCAGAAAUUACCUUCAUAGCAGUGUGUGGCAAAUGCUUGGCAAAGAUUUUUCAGACAAUGUCAUCAUUGAACAUUCACAUGGUGGUUCUGGAACUGGAGCUUUGUUCCUUGCUGCUGCUCAAACUCAAGCACACCAUUCAGAUUAUUGACCCUUUACACUCAACACUUUUCUUUUCUUUUGAGCUUGCUGUUCUGAGAACAAAAAUACACUGGUGGAUGCACCAGCUAAAUUGGGCUGCUGCUGGUGAUUGUAGACAACAGUUAUUUAUUGAGUUUGGACAUGCACCAGCUACGUUGUUUUUACUUAUAAAGGUUUUUUGAGA